Cooperia oncophora is the source of this 414-nucleotide messenger RNA. NCBI's taxonomy places the organism in Eukaryota, Metazoa, Nematoda, Chromadorea, Rhabditida, Trichostrongylidae. The record is from the annotation of a GenBank genome assembly.
AUGUACCGACAGUUAUUUAUUCUAACACUUAAGGUUUCGAGAUCAUCGUGGGGUCGAACUGUGUCUGCACUGUCAGUCGACAACAAAUUCAUGGUCUGUGGUGGUGGCAUGAAUUUCGGCAUCUGGCAUCUGGGCAUGUACUCACUAGCUACAGUUAUGGAGGCUGACAACGUUCGGCAUUUGACAUGCGAGAUGACAACCGACAAAAUCCUCACUGGCAGUAUGCAUCCCAUUCUCUCACAGUGGGAUCACUCCGGCAAAAAGAUCUCAGACGUUCACGGUAAACCACGAUCAAUCUACAGUAUUUUGCAGACAAGCGCUGUCUCAUUUACAGCAGGGGAUUCAAAUUUCAUUGACGUGUAUUUAAAUCUUGGUUAUGUUGCCUUUUCACUGGAUGCAUUUCCUAUGGAAUAA